Messenger RNA from Aethina tumida (small hive beetle), 958 nucleotides. RefSeq lists its product as uncharacterized. NCBI's taxonomy places the organism in Eukaryota, Metazoa, Arthropoda, Insecta, Coleoptera, Nitidulidae. The transcript has 4 exons. Bases 317 to 937 code for a protein of 206 amino acids. The record is from RefSeq and is a predicted model, not a curated record.
AACAGGUUUAUGGUAACUAAAGUGAGAAAUGAAAAUGUUUGAUUCUAAUUUAUCUAAGUGUCGUGUAAAAGCGGCAUCGAUUCUCGUUUUAUAUUUUGUAGUAUUGAGUUUUCGCUAUAAGAAUGUUGGUGACGCGAACGCAUGUGAUUUCACCCAUCCAAAAAGUGUCUAAAGCGCACAGCACACUGCGCGUGCGCCAGUCAUGAGCAUGUCAAUGACGCGAACGCAUAAUAUUUCCCUACCAAAAAGUGCCCAACGCGGCAGACGUUUAAGAUCUUUAUUAAGUUCAAUCUAAUUUCUUUUUCAGAUACAUGGAAUGUUUUUAAUAUGCUUGGGAGGAUUUCUGGACUAUACAGCUAACAAAUACGUCAACGAACCAACUAAAAUAAAUUCUGAAUUCAGUGUUUUUUUACGCGUGGCACCAAUACUUAGUAUAUGUUUAGGAAUAUUGCUCCACCUCAAUAUCUUUAUCAAUUUUGUAAUAUCUCAAAAUUAUAAAUUCCAUAUAAUCUUGAACACCUUAAUGAUAAGUGUUAUGUUGACCUUAUACUUGUAUGUUAGUGACAUAUUUAUGGAUAAACUGGCUUUUAAAAUAAGUGAAACGUUGUUUAGUUUGUAUGAUAAGGCAAACUCUGGGGACCAAUCAGCACUUCAUAUGCUUCUUUUGAUUGAAGCUGAUUUUAAAUGUAGAGGAGUCGGCUACUUAACAAGUAAAAAUAAAAUGGUACCAUGCGACACUGUAACUUACAACUUUUUGUAUUACUUCAAUUUUACGAUAAUUGCUGUAUCAUUUAGUGCUUUGGUUAUUAUUAUAUACAAUUCAUACUUAACAUUAUCUUUCAAAAAUCAAAAAUCGAAGUCAUAUUAUAAGGACUAUUCGGAGUGGGCAAUACAUGAAAUUAGAAAACUAAACUCAAAUAUAGACACAAUCACGUGACGGAUUGAAUAGCAACAGGAA